GAAGUGCUCAGUUGACUGGUUGAGUCCAACAUGGCGCAGGAGUAUCAGUACUUUUACGAGGAUGAGGUCUACAGAUUCAACAAGAAGGGCAACCUGGAGCUUGGUAUGGUGCUGGAGAACGCUGAGUUUGUCUCUAGUGAUGAGGAGAGUGACGUAGAUGAGGAAUAUAAGGUGACCAAGGGUAGCAUCAGGGUAGCCUGGUACCCCAAGGGUGAGGAGCAGGUCCUGCCUGAGAGGAAGGUAGGACUGGCAGAUCGCUCACUAAUGCCUGGUGAUGUUGUACGUCGUUUGAUUCGGGGAAAGGACACACAGCGAGGUUAUUGCCGCCAAGUUCAUGUGACUUCCAGUGUGCAAGUUGUGGGAACAAAGCAUGUAAUAUUAAAUGUUGAUAGUAAUGACCUCACUCCCCUUGAGGAGUUUACAACUGAUAUUGCUGUAGCUUUAGACUCCUGGGUGGGAAUGGUGCACAUGGUGAAGUGCCGACUGGUGAUGGUGUGCGCUGAUGGCUCCAGAUGCAUCAUGUCUGAUGGUGAAGCUUUGGAACUGGAUGAUAUGCGGGAUACACGAGACAGGGUUAGAUUGGAUUCAGAGUUUCGGAGAUAUGACUUCUACCCUGGCCAGCAAUUAGUGGGAUGUUCAAGGGCAUUUGAAGAUGUGGAAUGGAUCCACCGCACACGAGAGAUGGAAGUUGCUCUGUCUAAGCCUCACAAAUCAAUAAAAGUCACUGUUGAGCAAGUUCAGGUAGUGCAGCUUGGAGUGCGAUGGCAGUGUCGUGCAUUUUCCAAUGACCCAAAUAUAGACAAGGAACAGCCUAAAUAUCUUGUUCAGGGAGAGGAUUUGAAAAGAGUGAAAAUGCUGAAUGUGUUUGAACCCUGCACGCUUCAGCUAGGUGAUCGUAAUUAUUAUUCCUCAAAAGAAGGAGACAUAAUCAUGACUAGGGAUCAAUGGAGGAAGCUCAUGGCAGCACAGCUAUCAGCAGAUCACACUAAUCCCUGCCCUCUUCGGCCCCGACCUGCAAAGAAUAAGUCUAUGCCAGCGCUUGAGGACAUUCAAGGUGCUGAAGGAGGUGUGCUCUUAGAAAACAACAAAGAAGAUUCUGGUGAGAGUGAUGGGUAUAUUGAUCUUGAUACUGAUGAUUGUUCUGAUACGGCAUCCAUCAGCAGUGGGGCAUCUACUGGAUCUCUAGGGAAGCGGAACAAAAAGGGUCCAGCACUAAUGACUAAAAUGAUGAAGAAUCGUAAAUUAAAGAGGGCAAAACGAAAAUCCACUAGUGAAGGAGCUACAAUCAAGCCUGGGGAUCAGUUGGUAGUUGAAACACUGAUGACCACAUCCAAGGCUGAUGUUGUUUGGCAGGUAAGUGGGAACUUGGAGAAAGAAAUCUAUUCGAUUUCUACUGUGCUGUUGUACCCAAUCCACCACUUAGAUGAUCAAUUUUUUCCUGGUGUGGACUUUGUAGUGGAACAAAAAGGAACUCCAUAGAUCUCAUGGCAGUUAUGGAGUUGUGUCAGGAAAGUGGAUCAUGGUUAUGGAAGGUGUCUAUUGUUAAGUGGGUUUAGAACUUAUACUGCUGGAAGUGUAACCCAACCUCUUUUUCUUUGUGUGCAAGAAAUGAGUGUGUACGACAUGGAGGAUCACCCAGACAUUCGUUACCGCCAAGGUCAGUGUCAUAAGAGUAGCUAAUUUGAAAAUGAUAAGACUAGCUUCACUGGGCAGGUACUGGACAUCUUUCCAUCUGGAGACAGUAGUGUUUGGUGGGUAGAUGGACGGAAAUCAGUGUGUUAUCCACAAGAUCUUUAUAAGGUUGGAGAAUACGACUCAGAUGAAGGAGAAUUGUGGGAUGACACUGCCUCUGAUGAAUCCUGGGAAACUGAAAGUGAACAUUCAGUUAUUGCUGAAGAAAGUGAAAGUGAAAGUGAAGGAUUACUUAAGACAAGAUUGGUGGCAAAUAUUGAAAAGGCGCGUAUAGCUAUGAGUCGCCUUUGAAGAAAUUUUACUCAGAAAAACCCAGCUUUCUUCAUGAACUUACAGCUGUCAUGAAGCACUAUGGACUGCUACAAAGAGUGCAGAUACAUGGACAAGUUGAUGGGAACUAGCUUCUUCCAUGAAAGCAAUUUCCAGGGCCUAAUAGAGAAAGUUCGUGAGCGUGGAAAGGCAUCAACUACCCAGAGAAUGACAGAACAGAUCAACCGUUUAUUUUCAACAUCAGACACCGAAGCUGGUCCACUCAGUUCCCCAGUAAACUGUGAAGAGGUCAAACCUGAUUCAGGAAAAUAUGACUGUUCAAAACAUGAUUUAGCAAAAUCUAAUAAAGGAAAUCCCAGCAACAAAGAUGCCAAGAAUAGUAAGGAGUGUGGGGACUCGUGUAAUGCAGACAGUGAUAUCAUGUCAUCAAAAAAUGCUAUACUUAGCAGUUCUGCAACUUUGUCGGAAAAUUUGGCAAAUCUCAGCUUGUCUCAAAGCAAAGCCAACAAAUCUGAAAAGUUACUGGAUGGAGGACGAAGUAGGGGAGGAGAACUACGCCACAAGAGGAUGAGUGAAACUGAUAUGACGCUCCAUGAGAAGACAUAUUCGGACUCACGUUUAAAGGAUUCAAAAAGUUGCAAUGAUCUUAAGGUAUCAUCUGAGACUUUGAGUGGUGUUACAGAAGAAAUUCGCACAUCACAUAUGUGCGCUCAGCUAUGCUCUCUCAUGAAGGCUCAACUACUGAAGACUUACGAGGAAGUUGUCUUUCGUUUUGGUGGACAUUUUGACAUGAGUCUUAUGCAGGCAUGCCAGGACACUGAGGGUGCUCAUGGAGAGAACAAGGAGAACUUGCAGAGUGAAAAUAAAGAAAACAUUCCAAUUUUCAUAGCCGAAGAUCUUGUUAAUAAAAACACACCUGCACCUCUGACACAGGGGACUCAACAGUUAAUGAGGCCAGCGGCAGAAGCAUUGGUAGCUAAGAAUCAGGAGAAACACGAUAUUAAAGAGGAGAAAAUGAAUGUUGAAAAUGAAGUUGAGGAUGGUACAGAACUUUCUCCAUGUGUUUCCCCAGCUAUGACUUCACCAACAACUAAUGGCAGUAUAGCAACUAGUAAUGAAAAUGAUAGUGAUGUCACAAGCAAAAACAUGUCAGUAAAAGAUUCAACAAAUGAUGAGCUUAUUGAUGCUAUUGUUGCUAGUGCUGUUGCAGCAGUCAAUGGAGAGAUGACCAGCGCUGCCGCUAGAACCUGUGUUCCUGAAAUAGCAGUUAGUCCAACAGAAGGUUGUGGACAAGCCCUUGGGAACUGUCUUCCAAGCUCUGAGCCAGACGGGUUUCUGGUGUUAGAAGCUGCUCCUGAUAGCCAUAAAUUUAAGCUGACAAUGUUUCAGCCAACUGAUCCACCACACUUCUACAGAACUGUUCGCAAAGAGAUGAAAUUGUUAACAACUUCCCUUCCACCAGGCAUCUGGGUUAGAGGUUAUGAAGACAGAAUGGAUCUCUACUCUGUUAUGAUUCGAGGACCAGAGCGAACGCCAUAUGAAGAUGGUCUCUUCUUUUUUGACUUUCAACUAUCAGCUGACUACCCCCGUGCACCCCCACUCUGUCAUUAUGUUACUUAUUGUUCUGACAAGCUCAACCCGAACCUCUAUGAAGAUGGAAAGGUCUGUGUAUCACUCCUUGGUACAUGGAGUGGCAAAGGCACAGAGGUAUGGACCAGCCAGAGUAAUCUUCUUCAAGUCAUCAUCUCAAUACAGGGUUUGAUCUUAGUGAGUGAGCCAUACUUCAAUGAAGCUGGGUAUGAGCGUCAGAAAGGUACACAGCAGGGACGGGAGAACUCUCGCAUGUACAAUGAAAUGGUAGUUCUUAAACUAAUUCAGGCUAUGGCAAAAGUGAUCCAGGCACCACCUGAUAUCUUUAAAAGUGAAAUCAUUCACCAUUUUCAUGUAAAAGCUUUUCGACAAGUGCAGAGGCUAGAGUGCUGGCUGGAGAUAUCAGAAAAUUACAAUAUUUCUCAUCCACUUUCACCAACAACACCAACCACCUUCAGGGAGAUACAUAAAACAGAUACCAAAGUGGAGUUGCCAGAAUUUCCAUUGAUCCCUGCUUCUAAAGGUUUUUGUAUCACCUUACGCAAAACCCUCCAGCAGUUUAAGGCUAUUCUGGAGUCUGUGGGAGUGUCAACAGAUCAUCAAGCUCCUCCUGGUUUUAGCAUAGCAGAUAUCAAGAUUCCCACAACUUCCAUGACUACAGGAAAUAUUGAAACUAGAGCCACUAAAGUUCCAUCUGUCGAGACAGAAGAAGGAAACAUUGUUGAUGGUAACUCGUAGCUAUUGUCCAAUUCUAGCCCAUUUAUCCCAGUUAUUAAUGUUAAUAUUCAGUGCCUGUGCGGGUUGUGGUGUUCGUUAAGUUUUGCAAGUUGUGGACAUUGUCAAAUUCCGGUCCUCUACAAUAAUAAGUUAGGUAUUUUUCCUUUUUGUAAUGAAUCUAAAAGGAGAUGAUAUAUUGCCAUCCCAACAAUGACUUUGUUAUCCCAAAGAAUAUCUUUAACUAGUACUAAAACGUUUGUUUUAUGUACACCGCUCUCUUGACAAACUUUUGUAAUUAUUAUAUUUUUUAUUUUAUGAAUUUUUUGUGUAGUUCAUGAGUACUGUAUUAUCAUGUAUCAUUGUUAAUAUUUAUUACUAGUUGACUUGUAUAUAUUUUUCUUAUAAUUUCAGAAUUUCACCCUUUCACAUUAUACAUUACAGUAGUGUAUCAUUUUAUGUAGUAUCCCAGUACCUAAGGUUGCUACAAGGUAAUUACUCUAUUAGAACAUAAAUUAAAAAGAGAUCAUUUGUAAAAUUUUAUUAAAUAAAUACAAAAUGAAUAUUUUCAAAGCCUUCAGUUCUUGCAUGAAUUAAAGGUCUACCCCUGUCUUUGAACUGUCUGUUAAUCAAAGCUAAUAUUGUCAUAUUUUGAAGGUUAAUUAUUUAAAUGCUUGAACAGAUUGAAAUAAGUAUGUUAUACAGUAAAUUACUUUAUGCUGUAGUAUCAGUGUGCUAUACAAAACAGUACAUUCUUUGUUUAUGGUAAACACACAAAAAAAAAAGCCAUUCAUGACCGUAGUAGUUUUAGCAUAUUGCAAUCUACAGAAAAACUGGGAUAUUUCAAAGACUUUCUAGAUAAGUACAGCACAGUAUUUUAUGUUUAAAUAUAAUUAUUUUGUGUAUUUCCACAAAUAAUAUACAUUACCUUGUAAACCAGCUCUUUGAUGUCCUCUGAAGGAUUUGCUUCAAAGUGCCUCACUUAUUUUUUUUAUAGCAUCUUGAUCAGCAAAAGUAAUUAAUCAGUUUUAUUAUCAUGAAGGAUCUCGCAUUUUUUAUAUUUUCAUGAUAUUCGUUGUGGUUACUGAAUAUUUUUCACUUAAUGUUGGCAGUUAUAGAUGAUCAAGAUGCACGUUUCUAAAGGUAAUAUUUUAUCUCACCAUCAGCAAUAGUUAUCAGGAAGUUUAUUACAUUUGAAUAGUUUUUAAAUGUUUCUUUACUGCUCUAUUCCUGUAUAACGGUUUCUUCCCCUCGCUUUAUGCAAUAGAUGUGUUGCUGACCUGUGGCACAAAGUGGAUUGAUAUAGAGCAUAUGCAGUAUAACAUGUAAAAAGUCAGGAUUUGUUCUGAGACUGUAUAUUCCACAUUUCUUGACUAAUGUUCUCAAAGAAAGAAAAAAAAAAAGCCUAAAUGGUCAUAUACAAAAAAUUAAAUAAAUUUGGCUCUUCCCCCAGAAAACUUGGUAAAACUAUAACCCAAAAUGCAGUCAUAAUACACAUAUAAUAAUAUGUACUCUUCACUACAAAAGCAGGGAAAAAUUCACAUUACUUACUUUUACCAAAAAAAAUUUUUUAGUAUACCUGAUAGACACCAAAUGGCCAUGUACCAAAAAUAAAUACAAUUAAUCAGAAAAUAAAUUAGAAAAAUGUAAAAUUCAAAAUUUCGGUCAUAAUCCUCCUCCUCUUUUACAUUCCCUUAACCACCAACCAGUCAGCCUGUUUUUGUCUGGAUUGAAAUGCACAUGUUAUAGACCUGUGAAUACACAGCUUACUGCUAUUUCCUCCCUCCAUCCCUAACCCUGUGUGUUGGGGCAACCCAUCUUCGUCUAACCUGGUGUACAUUUUGUUUUGAAUUAACGAUAAAUAAUUAAAACCACCCAUACGAUUUUAUUCACUAUAAAUUCUUGUUUGAUUUCUCACACCCAAAUUUACUUUGUUCAUUCUUUGUUGGUAUAAAUCAGUUUAGUGGUAUUUAAAGAGAGAUUAAAAAUCGAGUGGUGUUGGGCUUGGGUGAUCUCAAGAACGAUGGACAUGGCAUGUAGCACAUUACUAGUAGAAUUAGGGUCACCACAUAAACUAAACCGCAUAAAGCUAGGGAAACCGCUGUUGUGUAUGUUGUAAAGAAUCUCAAAGAAAGAUGCACUCAGUUUUAUAAUAUGGAGUGCACUGAAGAUGCUUCUUGAAGCUCAUCUUUAGUGUUAAAAGAUAUAGCUAAAAAUGUCUUUACAGUAAAAAAUUAUAUAAACCAAAUUUUUUUGUUUUCUCUUGUAAGGGUAUUUAUAAUAUUAGUACAUAAUUGAAUAAUAAUUUAGAGCACGUAAUAUUAUAAUGAAUUGGUUGGUAUACCUGCCCUUAACACCAGUCAGAAACUUUUAGUGUUUGUUAAUUAUUGUACAUUACUAAUAUUGUCUUUCGGACAUUUUUCUUUUGCUUAUUUUUUCAGGUGAAUUAUUUCUGCGGUAUUCACAUUAUGUAUGAGUACUUAUUUAUUUCCACCUAAUAGUGGCAGUGUGUGGUUUCCUUACCAUUUUUUUUUUUUCAGGACUGAUUGUUGCAUGUCACAUAGUUCAUAAUAUUCCUUAGGAUGUUAAUGUUUGACAGAGAUUUUGCAUGAUUCCUAAGGUUAGUUAUUGAACUCCAGAUUUAAAUUUAGGUAAAGGAGCACCUAUGCAUCAUUCCGUAUAGUUUAUAUCCAGAACUUUGCAUGUAUCCAUUUACCUAAAUUGAUUGUCGGUAUAUCAUACUCUUGACUAGAUAUUUGUUGUUUAAAACAGCUGCACUGAUACAUUGCACCUCUAUGGUUAUUAGAUGUUCACUGAAGUACAAGGGGAUGAUAGACAAGUGUGAUAGUGUUGGGGAGGAACAUGUUUAAAGAGAGAGAGCGAGCGAGCGAGCAAGCAGUUGUGUUAAAUUUUGUAUUGCUUUUAAGCAUCUUAUAAGUCAUUAUGUCAGAAACUUUGUAACUUUUUAUCUAAACAUAAAUAAUAUUGAAAAGUUUUUUAGAGAUAGAUUUUUUUUUUAUUGCUUGAUAAAGGGUACAAGACAAUCUUGGCUUUAUGGAAUUUCAUAGAGAAUCUCGUUAAAUUAGUAAAAAAAGUAAAAUACCAUACUUAAACUGAUACGUGUAUGAUCAUACAGAAAGAAAAAGAAAACCAUGAAAAAAAAAAAAUGCAAUCUUGAAUGUAACUAUUCUAAAAUGGAUAAUCAUUGACUAAAUUUGUUUCAUUGUAAAUAGGGAAAAAGAAA
Molecule: messenger RNA, 7510 nt
Organism: Cherax quadricarinatus
Lineage: Eukaryota; Metazoa; Arthropoda; Malacostraca; Decapoda; Parastacidae
Source: RefSeq, a predicted model, not a curated record